Messenger RNA from Glycine soja, 1536 nucleotides. Its product is annotated as katanin p60 ATPase-containing subunit A-like 2. The record is from RefSeq and is a predicted model, not a curated record. Gene Ontology annotation, molecular function: ATP hydrolysis activity; ATP binding. Bases 124 to 1341 code for a protein of 405 amino acids. The transcript is spliced from 11 exons. Lineage: Eukaryota; Viridiplantae; Streptophyta; Magnoliopsida; Fabales; Fabaceae.
CAUUUCUUCUCUGUUCCUCACACUCUUGAGAGCCAGACGACAGAGUGCAGCAUUGCUUUGCUUCGCUGUUGAUCCAUUCUGGAGAGAGAAACACUUUUUCAGUUCUCUCUCUCUCUCUCUAAGAUGGCCGACGAUCCAAUGCCCACGCGCUGGUCUUUCCAGGACUUCAAAUUGUGUUAUGAUGCUAAGUUUGGUAGAAAGAAAGUCGCGGAGAACGGAGAUGAUGCUGCCGGUAAAGCGGUCAGCAAUGGAAAUGGAAAUUCAGUGACAGUGGCCAUUGUGUCCAAUGGCAACAAAAGGGCAUCGGAAAUGGCUGUUUAUGAGCAGUUUCGAAGCGAGGGGCAGAAUCAGAUUCACACAAAUGGCUUUGUGCCGACCCUUACAGAUGAAAGGCCGCAGAAGUCUUUGCUUCCACCCUUUGAAUCUGCGGAAAUGCGAGCUUUAGCAGAGAGCUUAAGUAGGGAUAUCAUUCGUGGAAGUCCAGAUGUGAAGUGGGAAAGCAUCAAGGGGUUAGAGAAUGCCAAACGUUUACUGAAAGAGGCUGUUGUGAUGCCGAUUAAGUAUCCCAAGUACUUCACUGGUCUGUUAUCACCAUGGAAGGGUAUCCUCCUUUUUGGCCCACCGGGGACAGGAAAGACAAUGCUUGCAAAGGCAGUUGCGACAGAGUGCAAUACAACUUUUUUUAAUAUUUCAGCCUCAUCUGUAGUCAGCAAAUGGCGAGGUGAUUCAGAGAAGUUAGUGAAAGUGUUAUUUGAACUUGCAAGGUAUCAUGCACCCUCAACAAUAUUUCUUGACGAAAUUGAUGCAAUCAUUAGUCAACGUGGUGAAGCUCGCAGUGAACACGAAGCUAGUAGACGGUUGAAAACAGAGCUUCUCAUUCAGAUGGAUGGUUUGACAAAGACAGAUGAACUGGUUUUUGUUUUAGCGGCAACAAAUCUUCCCUGGGAACUGGAUGCAGCCAUGCUUCGACGUCUUGAGAAGCGAAUCCUUGUACCACUUCCAGAACCAGUUGCGAGAAGAGCAAUGUUCGAGGAACUCCUUCCUCAACAGCCUGGCGAGGAAUCGAUCCCCUAUGAUAUACUGGAGGAUAAGACAGAAGGAUAUUCGGGAUCGGAUAUCCGAUUACUCUGUAAAGAGACAGCAAUGCAACCCUUAAGACGCUUAAUGUCACAACUUGAGCAGAACCAGGAUGUGGUGCCUGAAGAAGAGUUGCCAAAAGUUGGGCCAAUCAGAUCUGAAGAUAUAGAGACAGCUUUGAGAAACACAAGGCCAUCUGCUCAUCUCCAUGCCCACAAAUAUGACAAGUUCAAUGCUGAUUAUGGUAGUCAAAUACUACAAUGACAAGUUGUAUUUGUUAUUGUAAGGUCUUCCACAAUUUGAUUACUGUUGUAAGACUAGUAAACUUCAAACAUUAUUUUGGUUAUGCAACUUUUUUUUGCAUUCGUUCUUCUCCAUUAUUAGUACUGAGUAUUUUUACAUAUCUAAGUAACAAAUGCUUGUGAUUAUAUUUUUAAAUUCACUCAUUCUUUGCUUUUA